CGUUCCUACUGUACUGUUACUAAGAGCUGCACUGUACAAAGGACGGGGCUUUGCCUACAUACCUGCUGGGAUCUUGCAAUUUGGAAGCACAGACCGUCAUACCUAGACCCUUAACCCCGGCUCGCCCUGGGCGUUGCCCAAGGGCCUGCCAAGGCCCUUGGUAAAUAGGCCUGGGCACGGUUGAAAUUAAACGUUUAGGUUUGGCAGCCAUUGAUAGCUCCAGCCAUGGCCAACGUGGACCGGUUCCCUUACAGCAGCGCACCUGUGCGGCAGGUCAAAGCUGUGCAGUUCAGCGUAUGGGACCCCGCAGAGAUCAAAGCAUACUCGGUCGCGGAAAUCGUCAGCAGCGAGACCUAUGAGAAGGGGAAGCCAAAGCUGGGCGGUCUAUCGGACCCCCGCAUGGGUACUAUGGACCGUGGCGGUAUCUGCACAACCGACGGUGCCAACGCGAACGACAGCCCUGGGUAUUUCGGGCACAUCGCUCUGGCGCGACCUGUUUACCACAUCGGCUUCAUCAAAACUGUCAUCCGCGUGCUUCGCUGCGUCAGCUACCACACUUCUCAGCUGCUGGUGGAUAAGGAUGACCCUAAGUACGCGUUCGGGCUGCGCAUCAGCGACCCGGAGAAGCGGCUGCGCUACUACGUGCACCUGUGUCAGGGCAAGAAGGUGGACGAGGCCACCGGCAACCCGCAGCCGUCGUACCGCCUGGAUGGGCUCAAGAUCAUGGCGGAGUUUCCCAAGCUGAAGGGCGAUGAGGAGCAGGAGCAGGACAAUGUGGAGCGCAAGCAGGAGCUGACCGCUUCGCGCGCGCUUGAGAUCCUGAAGCGCAUCCCGCCUGAGGACUGCAAGGCGCUGGGCUUUGACUGUCGCUUCACGCGGCCCGACUGGAUGAUCAUUCAGAACCUGCCGGUGCCGCCGCCGCCGGUGCGCCCCUCGGUCAUGAUGGACAGCAGCAGCAGGUGCGAGGACGACCUGACCCACAAGCUGGCUGAGAUCCUGCGCACCAACAACGCCAUCAAGAAGCAGGACGCCACCGGCACCCCGCAGCACGUGAUCGCCGAGCAGAUCAUGGCGCUGCAAUACCACAUCACCACCUACUUUGACAACUCCAGCCCGGGUAUCCCCAAGUCCAACCAGAAGUCGGGCCGCCCCAUCAAGUCCAUCAGCGAGCGCCUGAAGGGCAAGUCGGGGCGCAUCCGCGGCAACCUCAUGGGCAAGCGUGUGGACUUCUCCGCACGUACCGUCAUCACGGGCGACCCCAACAUCGGCAUCGACGAGCUGGGGGUGCCCUGGUCCAUUGCGCUCAACCUGACCUUCCCGGAGACCGUCACGCCCUUCAACAUCGAGAGGCUACAGAAGCUGGUGGAUAACGGCCCCAACCCGCCCCCCGGCGAGACGGGCGCCAAACACAUCAUCCGCGAGGACGGCCGCCGAAUCAAUCUGGCGGUGCUCAAGAGCGGCGCGGACCGCCGCCUGGAGCCGGGCGACCGUGUGGAGCGGCACCUGGUGAACGGAGACCUGGUGCUGUUCAACCGGCAGCCCUCGCUGCACAAGAUGUCUAUGAUGGGGCACCGCGUGCGCAUCCUGCCGUACUCCACCUUCCGUCUGAACCUGAGUGUGACGACGCCGUACAACGCCGAUUUCGACGGAGACGAGAUGAACAUGCACGUGGCGCAGACGCACGAGACGCGCGCUGAGAUGCGUGAGCUCAUGAUGGUGCCGCGCAACAUCGUGUCGCCGCAGGCCAACAAGCCCGUAAUGGGCAUCGUGCAGGACUCGCUGCUGGGCACCCGUCUGAUGACCAAGCGCGACAUCUUCAUCGAGAAGGACGUCUUCAUGAACACAAUCAUGGGCAUCGAGGACUGGGACGGCACCGUGCCCAUGCCCACCAUCCUCAAGCCCAAGCCGCUGUGGACGGGCAAGCAGAUCUUCUCCAUGUUCGUCGCCGACGUCAACCUGCGCAACAAGAGCGCCUGGCAUAAGGACUCGGACGUGCCGGACAUGUCUGUGGACGACUCCCAGGUGCUCAUCCGGCAGGGCGAGCUGCUGACGGGCGCGCUGUGCAAGAAGACGGUGGGCAACGGCGCGGGCGGCCUGGUGCACCUGACCUGGCUGGAGCACGGCCCGCACGCGGCACGUGGCUUCAUCAACAACGUGCAGCGAACGGUCAACCACUGGCUGCUGUACCACGGCAUGAGCAUUGGAAUCGGUGACACGGUCGCGGACGUCAAGACCAUGGCCAAGGUCAACGAGAUCAUUGAGGAGGCGAAGCGCAAGGUGAAGGAUGUUGUGGAGAAGUACCAGCAAAACGCGCUGGAGGCGCAGCCCGGCCGCACCAUCCACGAGAGCUUCGAGGCGCAGGUGAACCAGGUGCUCAACAAGUGCCGUGACGACGCCGGCAAGGCGGCCUACAUGUCGGUGGACCUGUCCAACAACAUUAUCAAGAUGGUGACAGCGGGCUCCAAGGGCUCCAACAUCAACAUCUCUCAGAUGAUGGGUUGCGUGGGGCAGCAGAACGUGGAGGGCAAGCGUAUCCCCUUUGGCUUCCAGCAACGCACGCUGCCACACUUCAACAAGGACGACCUGGGUCCGGAGGCGCGCGGCUUUGUGGGCAACUCGUACCUUCGUGGGCUCACGCCGCAGGAGUUCUUCUUCCACGCCAUGGGUGGUCGCGAGGGUCUCAUCGACACGGCCGUCAAGACCGCCUCCACCGGUUACAUCCAGCGCAGGCUGGUCAAGGCCAUGGAGGACAUGGUGGUGCGCUACGGAGGCACGGUGCGCAACAGCCAGGGUGAUGUCGUACAGUUCCUGUACGGCGAGGACGGCAUGGACGCCGUGCGCGUGGAGGGGCAGAUGUUUGAGUACCUCAAGUGGGACCCCGUCAAGAUCGACAAGGUCUACCGCAUCGACACCUCCCGCGACAUGCCGCCCGACUGGCUGUCCGCCGAGGAGUACGAGUCGCUGCGGACGGACCCGGAGACCGAGCAGGCGCUGCGCGAGGAGAUGGCUCAGCUGAAGGAGGACCUGCGGGUGCUGCGGGAGGAGGUGCUCACCACGGGCGAUGAGAAGGUCAACAUCCCGCUCAACAUGUCUCGCAUGAUUUGGAACGCACAGACCAAGUUCAACUGCAAGCCGCACAGGCCUGGCUGGACGGGUCUGCCGGUGAAGGAGGCGGUGGUGAAGCUGCAGGACCUGUGCAAGCGGCUGGUGGUGGUGGUGGGCAGCGAUGGACUGUCCGUGGAGGCUCAGCGCAACGCAACCAUCAUGUUCCACUCCAUGGUCCGCAUGCACCUGGCGUGCAAGCGCGUGCUGUCCGAGUACAAGCUCAACCAGAAGGCCUUCGACUGGCUGCUUGGGGAGAUCGAGACGCGCUUCUUCCUGGCGCUGUCGCACCCGGGUGAUUGCGUGGGAACCGUGGCAGCGCAGUCGCUGGGAGAGCCCACCACGCAGAUGACGCUCAACACGUUCCACUUUGCCGGUGUGUCCGCUAAGAACGUGACGCUGGGCGUGCCGCGACUGACGGAGCUCAUCAACCUGGCCAAGAACAUCAAGACGCCCACGCUCACGGUGCACCUGCUGCCCGGCCUGCGCGAGAACAAGGAUAAGGCGAAGGAGGUGCAGGCCAAGCUGGAGUACACGUGCUUCAAGAACGUGGUCAAGACCACCGAGAUCUGGUACGAUCCCGUGGACCCAUCCAACCCCAACCAAACCAUCAUUGCGGAGGAUGAGGAGAUGCUCAGCAGCUACUACGACCUGGCAGGUGACGAGGAUCUGGCGGUGCUGCCGCGGCUGUCGCACUGGCUGCUGCGCUUCGAGCUCAACCGCGGCACCAUGCUGGACAAGGGCCUCACGCUGGGUGCCGUACAGAAGGCGCUGCAGGACGAGUGGGAGGACUUCAUCAACGUGCUGGUCAACGAUGAUAACGCCGAGAAGCUCAUCAUGCGCAUCCGCGUAAUGAAGACGGAGGAGCUAAGCAAGGACGAGUCGGCGGACCCCACCGAGGACACCAUGCUGAAGCUCUCUGCAGCCAUCAUGGACGUGCGGCUGCACGGCGUGCCCAACAUCCGCAAGGUGUUCAUUCGCGCGGAGAACCAGCAUGUGUACGACAGGGAGCGCGGCUCGUUCCGCAAGUACGAGGAGUGGAUCCUGGAUACGGAGGGUAUCAAUCUGGAGCAGGUGCUGGCCUUUGAGGGCGUGGACCCGCGGCGCACCAUGUCCAACAGCAUCAUCGAGGUCCUGGAGGUGCUGGGCAUCGAGGCCGCCCGAGCGGCGCUGCUGAAGGAGGUGCGCAACGUCAUUCAGUUCGACGGCUCCUACGUCAACUACCGCCACCUGGCAUGCUUGGUGGACAUCAUGACGUGCAAGGGCUGCCUGAUGGCCAUCACGCGCCACGGCAUCAACCGCAAUGGCAACGGCCCGCUAACGCAGUGCAGCUUCGAGGAGACGGUGGACAUCCUCUACCGAGCGGCGCUGUUUGGCGAGCGCGACCGGCUGAUGGGUGUCUCCGACAACAUCAUGAUGGGCAACAUGUGUCCGCUGGGCACCGGCGCCUUCGACCUGCUGCUGGACGAGUCGGCGCUGGAGAACGCAUUCGACGUGCAGGUGGGCAACCUGGUCUUUGGAGAUGACGGCCUGCUCAACACGCCGGGCCGUUACACGCCAGGCCGGUCGCCGCACCGCACUCCGGGCCCCAUGUCGCCCUCGCACAUGCUGUCACCCAUCAACUCGCCCUUUGUGGGCGGCGGCGCGUUCAGCCCCAUGGUGGGCGGCAGCUUCAGCCCGGUGCACGGCGCUGGCGGGCCCAUGUCGCCCGGCUACAGCCCGACAAGCCCGCGCUACAGCCCCACGUCCCCGGGCUACAGCCCCACCUCUCCCGCGUACUCACCGACGUCACCGGCGUACUCGCCAACCUCCCCGGCGUAUUCGCCGACGAGCCCGGCUUACUCCCCCACCAGCCCGGCGUAUUCACCUACCAGCCCGGCCUACUCGCCAACCUCACCAGCCUACUCGCCGACAAGCCCGGCGUACUCACCCACAUCUCCGGCUUACUCGCCGACAAGCCCGGCCUACUCGCCCACAAGCCCGGCCUACUCGCCGACGUCGCCGGCGUAUUCGCCCACAUCUCCUGCCUACUCACCCACAAGCCCGGCCUACUCCCCAACGUCGCCGUCUUACUCCCCGACGUCGCCGGCAUACUCCCCAACAAGCCCAACCUACAGCCCCACCUCACCCAACUACAGCCCGACCAGCCCGACCUACAGCCCCACCUCUCCCUCGAUCUCGCCCACGAGUCCGCGCUACAGCCCGACGUCUCCCAACUACAGCCCCACCUCACCCAACUACAGCCCGACGUCUCCCAACUACGAACCCACAAGUCCGCAGUACAGCCCCACAAGCCCGCAAUACUCCCCAACCAGUCCCCAGUACUCCCCAACUGCGGCUGGCGGGGGCGGCGCGGCAGGGGCCCCUCCUGGGGCAGCGGGAGGUGGUGCCAACCCGAGUCCGGCUUACUCGCCGACUGCGGACAUCUCACCCGCGUAUUCCCCAACGGCGGACAUCUCGCCGGCGUACUCGCCUACAGCCGACGUCAGUCCGCCGCAGGGUGCUCCUGGGACCUCUCCGGGGAUGUCGCCGGCGUCCGGCAGCGGCAACCAGCCGUACUCGCCCACCAACCACCCCUACAGCCCCAGCAUGGGUGUUAGUCCCUCUCCACGGCCGGGGCAGGAGGCGCCACAGGGCGGCGCUGCAGCGUACAGUCCGCAACACAUCAG
Messenger RNA from Astrephomene gubernaculifera, 5771 nucleotides. Lineage: Eukaryota; Viridiplantae; Chlorophyta; Chlorophyceae; Chlamydomonadales; Astrephomenaceae. The record is from the annotation of a GenBank genome assembly.